AUGUCUCUUAGAUUCUUCCACCCGCUGGUGGUGGGAGUUAUCAAAUUCCUGGAAGUCUAUGAGCGCAGCUUCUGCAGGACAAUUGAGACCCUGGUGGACAUUUUCCAGGAGUACCCUGAUGAGGUGGAGUACAUAUUCAAGCCAUCCUGUGUGCCUCUGAUGAGAUGUGCAGGUUGCUGCGGCGAUGAGGGCCUAGAAUGUGUCCCCGUGGAUGUGUACAACGUCACGAUGGAGAUCAUGAGAAUUAAACCCCUUCAGAGUCAGCACAUAGCGCACAUGAGCUUCUUACAGCACAGUAAAUGUGACUGCAGACCAAAGAAAGAUGUCAAAAACAAACAAGAAAAAAAAUCAAAGCGAGGAAAGGGGAAGGGUCAAAAGAGAAAGCGCAAGAAAGGCCGGUACAAACCACUCAGCUUUCACUGUGAGCCUUGCUCAGAGAGGAGAAAGCACUUGUUUGUACAAGAUCCCCAGACCUGUAAAUGUUCCUGCAAAUUCACAGACUCACGUUGCAAGUCGAGGCAGCUUGAGUUAAACGAGCGCACUUGCAGAUGUGAAAAACCGAGACGGUGAGCAGCGGAAAAGAAGGGGGAACAGCCCUGUUUCUGGAGCCUGAUUUCUCGCCUGGACAG
Messenger RNA from Chaetura pelagica (chimney swift), 629 nucleotides. RefSeq names its product vascular endothelial growth factor A (gene VEGFA). Bases 1 to 570 code for a protein of 189 amino acids. NCBI's taxonomy places the organism in Eukaryota, Metazoa, Chordata, Aves, Apodiformes, Apodidae. Gene Ontology annotation, biological process: induction of positive chemotaxis; positive regulation of protein phosphorylation; sprouting angiogenesis. The record is from RefSeq and is a predicted model, not a curated record. Gene Ontology annotation, cellular component: membrane. Gene Ontology annotation, molecular function: growth factor activity; heparin binding; vascular endothelial growth factor receptor 1 binding. The transcript has 7 exons.